GCGCUCUCGCUCCCAGUCUCCAACAGCGACUAUGAAGCAGCCACCGCGUCUAGUUAACCCAGAGCUAGCUGGGUCUGCUUUUGGUAUGAUGCCACAAGCUAUGACUUAUGGCGCACUACAGUCGACAUCCAGCACGCUUAACGUAAUACCUCAGCGUCGACAGGUGUCUACCAAUUACGACUUCAUUGCUCCUGACGACGAACGUGUGACUGAUCCACUGGAAAGGUGGAAAGGAUGUCCCGUCUUCACAUGGGGACUAGGUGGUACUGUGGUAACCAGCUUCCCGACGCAAAUUCCUCGAUAUGGAGGCGGCGGAUUGGCACCAAUGAUGAAGAGUAGUCCCGGCGAGGUUCGUGUCCAGAGCAUGAAGGAGGUGCUCCCUUUGUCAGACGACAUCACCAAGUUCCCUGGCCCGCUAAAGGCCAAGGGUAAGAAGAAGGACGUGUUGGCGUGGCUGGGCCGCAAAAUUGAGGCGAUGGACGCUCAGUCCAAGGAGCCUGGGCUCGACCUUUCUAUGAAUGAGGAGGAAAUCAAGCGCCUUGAGGACAGAAUUUUCCUAUGGAAGCUAAUGCAGGUUCUUGUUGAACACGAUGGUCGACUAGAGGGCACACCUGCCGAAGUUGCUGUCAAGAAGAUACUAUCGCCUGGCGGGGACGAAGCAGCAGAGGCCGACGGCUCACUCUCGACAAUGGCGGAUAUAGUUGGGCGUUCGCGGUCCAAUACUGGAAACAUUCAGCCAGAACCGUCCGACUCGCGGGCUCUCGAAACCCUGCAAAGCAUGCUUGUUAAAGGUGACCGCGAGAAGGCUGUGUGGCACGCCGUCGACCAGCGACUAUGGGGCCAUGCCAUGCUUUUGUCUUCGACCUUCAACAAAGACAUAUGGAAGCAGGUUGUUCAAGAGUUUGUUCGCAAAGAGGUCAAGAAUGUUGGGCGCAACCACCAGGCAUUGGCUGUGUUGUACGAAGUUUUUGCUGGCAACCACGAGGACUGCAUUGACGAGUUGGUGCCAGCAUCAGCUCGUGCUGGCUUCCAGAUGGUGAGCGCGGAUGGAGCUGGGGCUACGCAAAACGUACAACAAGGCCUGGAUAAGUGGCGCGAGACGAUUGCGCUGAUUCUCAACAACCGCAGCGAAGGCGAUGUGGCGGCACUGUUGUCGCUCGGCAGGCUUCUUGGUCAGUAUGGCCGGGUCGAAGCUGCGCAUGCCUGCUUCAUCUUUGCCCGGUCAGUCAUCAAGAUGGGUGGUGUCGACGACAUUCAGGCUGAUCUCGUGCUCAUCGGCGCCAAUCACCGACAGUUCCCUCUGGAGACGGGUAUUGAUCUCGAGCCGAUUCUUCUAACCGAGGUGUUUGAGUUCGCCAUGUCGCUGUCAUCACCGACAGGUUCGUACAUCCUGCCACAUCUGCAAAAUUACAAGCUGGUACAUGCAUACCAGCUAGCCGAAAAUGGACACAAGACGGAUGCACAGGCAUACUGCGACGCCAUUGCAGCAGCCAUGAAGGCUACAACUCAGAUAUCGCCGUACUACAACCCCGCCUUCAUCGGCAGCCUGGAGGACUUGAGCCAGCGCUUGUCACAGUCUCCCAAGGACGGAUCGUCUUCAUGGAUCUCGAAGCCUAGCAUGGAUAAGGUGGGAAGUUCGCUGCUCUCCAAGUUCAACAGCUUCAUUGCCGGAGAUGACGAAGAUGGUGCGGCCAACAGGCCAGCCGGGAUGGAGUCAGGGCCGUUUGCCAACAUUGCUGGCGGGCCCUCAACUCUUACCCCGUCGCAAUCAGGCACGGAUCUGUAUGGUGCCGUGUCUGGCUACGGCAUGCCUAUGCAGCCAGCACCACCAGCCAACUCAAGAUAUGCACCCUCUAAUGCAUUCGCACAAAGGUCAUCUUCGGAGCAGCAAAGGUCUCGUUAUGAGCCCCAGGGUCGGCCUUCAUUGGAGUCCAAUGACGGCUUCGGUAUGCGAGCGGCGUCUGACUCUUACACGCCCAUGACUCCAACGUCGGGCGUGUAUAGCCCUCCACAGAACCCAUUGAGUCCACCGAGCGGACGCACACAAGCAAAGGCGCUGUCGUACUCGCCACUUCGCCCGGAAUACAGCCCUCGUCAGACGUCUUACAGCAGUACGUACAUGCCUACGCCUCCGGUUGAAGAAUCGCCGUCGGCUUCUGCAUUUGGUGGGUACCAUCCCCAAGCGAGCUUGGACGGGCCAGCUCAGCCAGCAGCGGAAGAGCAAGCGGGCGGAGCGUCGGCAAACACGUUUGAACCUCCGUCGUACCAACCCUACAAUCCCGACGAGGACGACAAGGAGGAAGAAGAGCAGCCCAAGAAGAAGAAGUCCUUCAUGGACGAUGACGAUGAUGAUGACUUGGCGGCGCGUGCCUCUGCGCUGAAGAUCAGCGGCAGCACGAGUUCCAAGUCUGAAGCGGACCGGAAAGCAGACGAGGCCUUUCGCAAAGCAGCUGAGGCGGAUGCUCAACGCGACAAGGAGGCUGCGGCUGCGAAGAAAGGAGGGUGGCUUUCUGGGUGGUUCAAGAAGGACCCCAACGCAGGACCUGGACCUAUCAAGGCCAAGCUGGGAGAGGAGAGCAGCUUCUACUACGAUACUGACCUAAAGAAAUGGGUCAACAAGAAGGCCGGGGCAGCAGAUGCGGCCAAGCCGGCUGCCACACCUCCGCCACCUCGUUCUGGGCCGCCUGGAGGGGCUAGAAGCACUUCAGGCAGCGCUGCAACGUCGCCGUCGCUGCCGAGUGGGCCUCCCGGUGCAGGAUCGUUGCGUGCACCCACAUCGAGCCUCCGCGCCUCGUCGCUCCCACCGCCCAUGCAUGCCAUGGGGUCGCGUGCGUCGACACCAGGCAUCGCGGAGUCUGACGAAGAAGGGCUUGUUGGACCCAAACCGCCCACGCUGCCGCGGCCCAGCUUUGGAGCAGCUUCCGGACCGCCAUCGCGGCCCGGCACGGGUAUGAGCACUGCCAGCAGCAUUGAUGACUUGCUGGGCGCACCGCAGGCAAGGAAGGGCCCAGCAGGCGGGAAGAAGAAGAAGGGUGGACGCUAUGUUGAUGUUAUGGCGGGGAAGUAGAGAGGCAGGCAUAGAUGGGCGGAUGGAUGGAUGGAUGGAUGGAUGGAUGGAUGGAUGGAUGGAUGGAUGGAUGGAUGGAUGAAUGAAUAGAUAGAUGGAG
This is a messenger RNA of Exserohilum turcica Et28A, 3167 nucleotides long. RefSeq lists its product as uncharacterized. Gene Ontology annotation, cellular component: ER to Golgi transport vesicle membrane; endoplasmic reticulum exit site. Gene Ontology annotation, biological process: COPII vesicle coat assembly; autophagy; Golgi organization. The transcript has a single exon. Bases 86 to 3067 code for a protein of 993 amino acids. The record is from RefSeq and is a predicted model, not a curated record. Lineage: Eukaryota; Fungi; Ascomycota; Dothideomycetes; Pleosporales; Pleosporaceae.